UCUGACAAUAGCAUUCGGGACUGCCGAACUGGAUACAAAGGGCGCUUUGUUACUCUCACAGACAGCUGACAGAUAUUCAAACUAGUGAUCAUGUAUCAGUACUCUGAGACCAAUAAUUCCACUUCCCUCUUACGCUGGUGUCGUCGAUUUAUACAUCAACAGGCAUGACGCUCCCAUUUCAGAAUUAUAAAACGCCGCCCCGCCGGCACUGGAGCACGCCAGAUGUGUUCAGUUCCAGGACCAAAGUGAGGAGCUUAGCGGAAAAAAAAUUACACCAACAGGCAUGGCGUCAAGCGUAGGAUCGUAUAUUUCGCUUUAUUUGACUGCUCUUUAUCUGGGAACGGACUCUGUCACGAUAACCUGCACAAGGAAACAAUUUAAUGAACCUCCACCAGAGUGGGCAAUGGCAAAUGAGAGAACCCCUUCAGAUAUUUUCGAUCUUCAAGUUCAGUUACAACCAUCAGAAGAAAGUCAGAGUCCAGUACUUAAUAUCAGCUGGAUCAUCAGCCCAGAUGGAAGCAUUCAAGAACUUAGAGCCACUAUGAUAUGCAUUCAAAGUCAACAAAAGGUCUGUUUUCGAUGUGAUUAUAGUGCAUUGUUUGAAUCAGCACGGAAUCCUCAAGAUCAACCAUGGCAAUUUUAUUUUGCUGACUAUCCUGUUGAGCCAGAAACCAAUUACUUUGUGACUGCAUUCAACAUCCCAACAGCAAAUACUGGCGAAUAUCCACCUGAGAGAUCCAUUCUUCUUUCCGCACCAUCUUGUUUUGAUGUGACAAUGAAAAAUCAUGAAAGCUGUGAAGAUUCCCAGUGGAAUCCAAACAUAUCUCUGUGUUUGGUUAAUAACGACGUGGUUAUCAAUUUUACUGCCAGUCCAAACUCAUUACGUUAUGAUGUUGAGCUGGUCAUGUGCGAUACCAUUAUGACACCAAAAUUAAAUGCGACAACAAUUUCUCAGUCAAACAGAUCAAGAAUAUCCAUAACAUUUCUGAGGAAUGAUGUACUGGAUCUUUUAGAAGGAUAUUGCGUGACAAUAAGACCGCAUUUCCCUCUAUGUCAACAUUACUGCUAUAUACAUGAAAAAGUACUGAACUGCUCCAAGAAAGAUGACUACAAGAAAUACACCGAAGAUAGCCCGAGUUUAAUCCCAGGGCACCCAUAUUUCAUCCAUGUUUUCAUUGUACUCUGUGUGAUCUUACUUGCUCUGGGACUUGGGUUGUAUCUAAUUGGUAAAUUAGGCAAAGUCAAUGAAAGAAUUGUAUUCGCCAAUGAAAUACAUCGGCUACAACCAGUUAAAGUCCUAAUCAUUUACUCAAUGGAUAAUACACCAUUCCAAAAUGUUGUCCUGACUUUUGCUGAAUUGCUGCAAAGUUCCACUGGAAUCCAAGUAAUCAUCGACAUGUGGCAAAAGAUCGAUAUUGCUGAAGUAGGCACUGUUCAAUGGCUUGCCACCCAGAAGGAGAAUGUGGAUAAGAUCAUUAUUGUAUGUUCAAAAGAUGUCAAAAUUAAGUGGGAUACUAUUUGUUAUGAAACAAACAUGAAACAAAAAUUGAAUAAUUCAGAAGACCUGUUUUCUAUUGCGUUGAAUGUAUUUUGUAGUGAUUUGCAAAAUGGUGCGUAUCUGCAUAAGUUCAUUAUUGUAUAUUUUGAUCAAAUAAGCUCAGCCAAAGAUGUUCCCAAUAUUUUUAGUUCAUGCGUGAAGUACUGUCUUGGGAAAGAUAUCAAAAAAUUAUACAGAAAUUUAUAUGGUGCCUCGCAGAAACCAUGUAGUGAACAUGCUGUUCUGAUGCCAUACUACAAUUACAAGAUUGCAUAUAAUCAGAAGAUGAAAAAGGCUAUUUUAGAAUUUAAGUGUUGGCAGAAUAUUCAUACAAAUUCAAAUGCACUUGAGAUUACAUUGGAGGAUUUCGCAUGAAACGACAUGGAAAAAAAAAUCUUCAAACAAAUUGUGGAAGCUUUGGAAAGGGUGCAGAGGAGAUUUACUAGGAUGUUGCCUGGUAUGGAGGGAAGGUCUUACGAGGAAAGGCUGAGGGACCUGAGGCGGUCUUCAUUAGAGAGAAGGUUGAGAGGUGACUUAAUUGAAACAUAUAAAAUAAUCAGAGGGUUGGAUAGGGAGAGCCUUUUUCCUAGGAUGGUGAUGGCGAGCACGAGGGGGCAUAGCUUUAAAUUGAGGGGUGAAAGAUAUAGGACAGAUGUCAGGGGUAGUUUCUUUACUCAGUAGUAAGGGAAUGGAACGCUUUGCCUGCAACGGUAGUAGAUUUGCCAACUUUAGGUACAUAUAAGGGGUCAUUGGAUAAGCAUAUGGACGUACAUGGAAUAGUCUAGGUUAGAUGGGCUUGAGAUCGGUACGACAGGUCAGCACAACAUCGAGGACCUGUACUGUGCUAUUAUGUUCUAUGAUACAGGGUACCUUCCUCCUAGCACUAACUACAGAGCAGAGCAAAUCUGAACUUUAGUUCUUGGUCUUAACUGAUGUGCACAAUCUCAAUCAUUGACUGUCACCUCAGUGCCCUUAGGAUAAGGAGGAAAGACAAUGUCUAUACAUCUUGAUGGCAACUGAACAGCUCAUACUAGAAUGAUGUGUGCGAACAUCAAAUGAUCAAAUUUUAGUUCAUAUAUCUUGAUGGCAUUGAUUAUUUGAACUAUACCUGUCAUUUUAGGCAAUAAUUGAAGUUUCUUCAGCAUGUCUAUAUAAUUGAAAUCCUUUGACCUGGUAUCUUUAUUGUAGUUCUCUCUUGUACCCUCUCAAAGGCUUUAACAUCCUUGCUAAAAUGCUGUGGUCAGAACUGAAUACAGUUCUCCAAUUGAGGCCUGAGCAGUGUUGUAUAAUAUUUAACAUUUGUUCUUAGUUAUAUUCAGGUACCCACUAACUUUUUUUUUAAUAGUCACUUCAACUUGCUUGUCUUCUUAAAUGUAUGUAUAUACACACUUCCAGUUCUGUGUUCCGAUACUCUUUUUUGAAAUUAUACCUCUUAAUAUGUUAUGCUUAGAGUGCUAUGAUGGUGAUUGAAA
Molecule: messenger RNA, 3009 nt
Organism: Stegostoma tigrinum
Lineage: Eukaryota; Metazoa; Chordata; Chondrichthyes; Orectolobiformes; Stegostomatidae
Product: interleukin-17 receptor B
Exons: 12
Coding region: 284-1912 (542 amino acids)
Molecular function (GO): interleukin-17 receptor activity
Source: RefSeq, a predicted model, not a curated record